AUGCUUUCUUAUAGAUAAAAUGAGUCAAAAAAACCCAAAAACUUUCACUUAACUAAUAAUUUAGAGACUUCUACGAUAUCAUGUAAAUCAAAGAAUUCCUUCAAAGAUCUAAGCGAUUAUAGAAGUAAAAUUUUACUAAAAAGAAGAUCGCACUCCUGUAGAGAAAACAUUAAACCUACAUUAAAAUUAAGAGAGCGUUACUAAAAUUAAACAAAUGCUUAAUAACUUAGUAUAAACCGAUAAUAAAUCUUCAAGUUCUUUAUUUGGAUAAGGUCUUAGAGAUAAAUAAAUAUAAGACACUAAAUCUACAAGAGGAGAUAGUAUUUGUAAUAUUGCAAUUUAACUUAAGAUUCUAGAAAUGCUUCAACCUCUGGUUAUGUAAAUAAGAAUCCAUUAAAUAAAACAACCAAAACUAACGAUUCUUUUUUCAAAUAAAAUAUCCCUGCCCCAUAAUCAACUCGAGAGUCUAAUUAAAAUAAUGGUAAUCUAUCAAAUCUAUAUUACAUGUUUUAAAAUAAAUAAUCUGACCCAUAAAUUAAGCAAAAUAAUUUAACAUUAUCUUAGUUAGCAAAACAAUAAUAAUAAUAAUAAUAAUAAAAAUAAUCUUAAUAAUAAAGAAAUAGUAAUAACACUACUCCUUAAAAAUCUGGAAAUAAUAUUAAUAAUAAAAAUAUUUCAUCAACUGAAUAUCUCAAUCAAAUAUAAUAACUUAAAUUAAAAAUUGAUAAUAGUUUAUAAAGAAAACCUGUAUAGAAAACAGAAAAAUAAUAAAAAUCCAAUAAUUCUUAAUUGAUUAAAAGUAUCUCAUCUUAGAUAUUAUAAAAAUAAUAAUAAGAUGUUAAUCAUGGAGUAAAGAAGGAAGCAAUUCAAGAAAGAGUAUUUUAAUUAUUACUUGAAAAAGAAUAAUUAUGGAAUCAAAUGAAUACUUCAUUAGAUAAUAUUAACUAAAAUUAAUUAAAUUAACUAUGUUAGUAGAUCUAGUAAUCUUUAAAUUCCCUUUUAGAUCGAAAAAAUGUAUUCAUUUUAAUAAUUAUUAGAGCGAAUACUUAUCUAAAAUAGAUAUGAAUAUCAUUGAUACAUUCUUAUUAGAAUCUUACACAAUACUUAUUAUAGCACUAGAAUAUCUAAAAACUUAACAAAUUUUUGAUUAAAAUUUAAGAAAUCUAAUUGUUUAUGUUGCUCAAAGUAAUUUUUACAUAUUAUAAUCAAUUUUUACUUAUAUUCCAAAUGUAAUAUUUUAUUAUAUUUCAGGAUACAUUGAAAUAAAGAAUUGAUAUGAGAUAAAUUUAAUAAAAGAAACCAUAAAACAAAACUAAAUAAACUUUAUAAAAAAACAAUUUUAUAAUCAAAUCUAUACUAGAAUUAAUGUAAGUAAAUUAUCAAUAAUAGGAAUUGACGACACAAGUCACCCAGAGAUAUAUUCUCAUUUAGGAUUUAAUUCAACUAGUUUAGAUGUUUAUUUUGUUUAACAAAAGAAAAUUCUUCAUUAAAUAGCAAAAGAAAUAAUCUAAGAUGAAAAUCAUAAUAAUUUGAAUUGUAAAAAACCAUCAAAACUAUUUGAAAAAACAAACAAAAUGUUGUUGCCCUUAAAACCAUCAAAAAAUUACACAUUAGUUUUAGAUCUUGAUGAGACUCUUGUGCAUUAUUAGGAAGUAUUUUUAGAUUAAAAAUAAAGCUUCCUAAUGGAGGAGGAUAAUUUUUAGUUAGACCAUUUGCAGAAGAAUUCUUAGAAAAAUUAUCUAAAUAUUAUGAAUUGGUAAUAUUUACAGCUGCUCAACCAGAUUAUGCUAAUUUUAUUAUUGAUAUAAUUGAUAAGUAAAAAUUAGUGACUGCAAGACUUUAUAGAGAACAUACUCUUUUUAAAAAUAAUACAUACCUUAAAGUAAUUUAAUAAAUAUAUGUAGGAUUUAUCAAUUUUAGGUAGAAGUUUGGAAAGAGUUAUUAUAGUUGAUAAUAUGCCAGAUAAUUUUUAAUUAUAACCAGAAAAUGGUAUUUACAUUUUGAGUUGGACAGGUGAUUAAAAUGACCGAGCUCUAAAAGAUUUAAUGCCUUUAUUGGAAUGUAUUAGUUUAUAAAAUUUAAGAAAUUGCAUUAAAAAAAUGUAAAGAUGUUAGAGAUGCUUUAAAUCAGUUUAGGGAGCAAAUGAUCUUAAAAGUUUAACAGGGUAUUAAAAACCCAUAUUAAAAUCUCUCCUUAGAAUGA
Messenger RNA from Paramecium pentaurelia, 2202 nucleotides. The record is from the annotation of a GenBank genome assembly. Lineage: Eukaryota; Ciliophora; Oligohymenophorea; Peniculida; Parameciidae.